AUGGCGGAAGGGAUUGCCACUUUGCAAUUCCUGUACUCGCGUUCUGGGAGGUCGUUUUCUGACGGCCCUUCUUCGAACGCAGCGGGUGGGUCUCGUCAUACUGCUCGACGAGACCCAGGACAUCAGCGAUCAGCUGGGAACGAGGCUCUCAGAUUUCCCGAGUCGGUGGAUAGCCACGCCAGCGGACGAGGUAGCUCUUCCGGACGCCAAUCACGUCGCGGUGUUUCAAGUGACUCUCCACUAGAAAUCGUUGACCACCGCGAGAUUCAAUUGAAGGAUGUAGUGGUGCGGGACCACCUGAUCCGGCUCGAGGGUCGGAUCAGCUUGAUGUUCAGGGGAUAA
Messenger RNA from Peronospora matthiolae, 342 nucleotides. The record is from the annotation of a GenBank genome assembly. Lineage: Eukaryota; Oomycota; Peronosporomycetes; Peronosporales; Peronosporaceae.